AUGGUUGAUGUAGCCGAUAAAUUGGCAUAUUUUCAAGCGAUCACGGGCCUCGAAGAUCCCGAUUUGUGUACGGAGAUCCUUCAGGCCCAUGGUUGGGACCUCGAACUCGCCAUCUCUUCUUUCACCUCCGCCAAUCAAAACUCCGCUUCAACUGCUAACUCUGACUCAGAGCCUCGCGAAUCACUUAACCGGACCGAAUCCGCCUCCGGUUCUGGUCUCGUUGCCGCUCCCUCCCCCGGUUUAGCGUGGAAACUCAUUACAUUACCGAUCUCCGUGAUAUCCGGUAGUAUAGGUUUAAUUUCGGGCGCUGUUGGGCUUGGCUUAUGGGCAGCGGGCGGAGUUCUUUCGUAUUCCCUUGGGAUGAUCGGGCUGGGAUCGGGGCGGGGCGGGGAAUCAUCGGCACGAUUAGUGUCGGUCUCAGCUGCGGCUUCUGAAGCGAUGGAUUUCGUGGCGGCUUUUGAGAGAGAGUACGGAACGAGGCGGCCGAAUUUUGUCGGCGAGGGUUUCAUGGACGCGUUGCAGAGGUCGAGGAACGCGUUUAAGCUGUUGUUUGUGUAUUUGCACUCGCCGGAGCAUCCGGAUUCGCCUGUAUUCUGCGAACAGACGUUGUGUUCGGAGGCCGUGGGGUCCUUUGUGAAUGAGAAUUUCGUGGCGUGGGGCGGGAGCAUUAGGGCUAGUGAAGGUUUCAAGAUGAGUAAUAGCUUUAAAGCCUCCAGGUUCCCGUUUUGUGCCGUGGUUAUGCCCGCUACUAAUCAGAGGAUCGCGCUUCUUCAACAGGUUGAGGGACCAAAAUCUCCUGAAGAAAUGCUCAUGAUGCUACAGAGAGUGCUUGAAGAAAGUGCCCCUGUCCUUGUUGCAGCAAGGUUGGAUGCAGAAGAGAGAAGAAACAACAUGCGCUUAAGGGAGGAGCAAGAUGCUGCUUACCAAGCAGCACUUGAAGCUGAUCAAGCUAGGGAACGGCAGAGGAGAGAGGAGCAAGAACGUCUGGAAAGGGAAGCUGCAGAAGCUGAGCUGAAACGUAAGGAAGAAGAAGAGGCUCGUGAAAGAGCAGCACGUGAAGCUGCUGAAAAAGAGGCAGCCCGAGCUAGAAUGCAGCAAGAGAAAGCCUUGUCAAUUGGUGAUGAACCUGAGAAAGGACCAAAUGUUACACAAGUUUUGGUACGCUUUCCUACUGGUGAACGCAAAGAAAGGAGGUUUCACUGUACGGUGACAAUCCAAUCACUUUAUGACUAUGUUGAUUCUUUGGGUUGCUUAGAAGUUGAGGAUUACAGCCUUGUGUCCAACUUCCCUCGAGUUGCUUAUGGUCCAGAGAAGCGCUCUUUGUCAUUGAAAGAGGCAGGAUUACAUCCUCAGGCCAGCCUUUUUGUGGAGCUAAACUAGUCUGAAGAAGUUGAUAGUGUCAAGUUGUAUGAUGAAUGGUAGUUUCAAAGACUCCUACAAGUAGAGUACAUAUUUUCUAAUGUUUCUUUCUCCUUUCAACAUAAUUAGCAAUGAUAAAUUGAGACAAAGAUAGCUCCGUGACUUUGGAUA
Molecule: messenger RNA, 1530 nt
Organism: Theobroma cacao (cacao)
Lineage: Eukaryota; Viridiplantae; Streptophyta; Magnoliopsida; Malvales; Malvaceae
Product: UBX domain-containing protein
Biological process (GO): ERAD pathway
Cellular component (GO): endoplasmic reticulum
Molecular function (GO): ubiquitin binding
Source: RefSeq, a predicted model, not a curated record